Messenger RNA from Ilyonectria robusta, 2391 nucleotides. RefSeq lists its product as uncharacterized. The transcript has 2 exons. Bases 1 to 2391 code for a protein of 796 amino acids. The record is from RefSeq and is a predicted model, not a curated record. Gene Ontology annotation, molecular function: transcription coregulator activity. Gene Ontology annotation, cellular component: Z disc; nucleus. NCBI's taxonomy places the organism in Eukaryota, Fungi, Ascomycota, Sordariomycetes, Hypocreales, Nectriaceae.
AUGCCAGUCACGGGGAAGCUUAGCGACAACAAGUCGCGUAAGGUGACGCCGCCGUCGCCUUCCUAUAUGUCCAACGAUCAGUUUGCGAGCUAUCUUGCAGAGCUCCGUUCCAACCGCGUUGCCCGACCCGGCGGUGCAAGACCCCAACCAGCCGGAGCACGUCCAGCCCCCAGCCGCACAAGCACCCACCGAUCGAGCAUGCACCGAUCGAGCAACGGCCGUUUCAGCCCCGAUGCCGUCUCGCAGGCCGACAGCCUGAACAGCCAAGUCCCCAGCGUAGCUGCUGGCAGCAUGACCUCUCGCUAUUCCACCACCAGUAGGCGAGCCCGUGACUCCCUUCCGGCAUCGGCGUCUACGCCGCUGAAGCCUGGAGAAGUGGUUCCAUCUGCCACCUACAUUGAGCGAGGACAACGCUGGAUGGAAAAGGAGGAGGUCAGCUCCCUGCGUGAUGCUAUGGACGAAAUGGACUUGAGGAAGAGCACCAAGGGAACACCAACUCCCCAAGACAACCCCGACGACGAGACCCGCAUAUACACGGCUGCGCUGGACGAAGCCGCUGAGCUCGUCUGGAAGCAUCAACAUGGCAAAACCUCCCCACCACCUGACGCCCCAUAUCGAUACCGACCACCACACCUUAAAAAGAACAGUUAUGCACUUGCUCGCACCGCCAGUGUCGGGGGUGGAUCAGUCGGGAAACAAGGCACCCGCUCUUUCUCAGGCAGUUCUACAGAUAGUGAGGGCCGUCCCUCGUUAGAUCAAAGCCAGUCAGGGGAACAGUCAAGCCGCAAAACCAAGACCUACGGCAGUGUCGGGAGCCGCUCUGGUCAAUUCUCCGAGCAACGCCGUCAUGGCAGUCUAAAGCGGAACAUCAGCGGAGAGGUUGAGCGACCCUUCUCUGGGGAUCAAAUCUGGGAGGAACCUGAGUCAUCUCCGAAAAAGGGGGUCGUCUCAUCUGGUCGUGCGUCGCCUGAGAAGCUGAGCAGCCGGCCCCAGAAUCCCACGAACCGCGUUCGCUUUGAGCCUGUGGAGGAGGAGGAGUCUGUCAAAAACAAGCGCCUCGAGCGAGUCGAGAUCUACCGCAACCCCCCUACUCGGUCCCGCAACGCCCAGUAUACAACCAAUUCUGUGCCUCGGACGCCUGCUCCGGUGGACGAUACCGUGGAGACAAAGGAUGGAAAAGAGAUUCGCAGCGAGGACAUUCGCGCCGCAACCAGCAUGCGGUUGAAGGAUCGCAGCCCAAACCUCCCGGAGCCUACCGCCGUCAGUGACAGUCCGGGACGGCCCAUUGUAAGCUUCGAUGCUAGUUGGAAAGCCCCGGACGAGUCAACUGAUAUCACCCCAGACCGGUCAAUCCCGGCCGCCUCCCGCUCCUCCUUCCAACCGAAGGCCAAACCCAUGGAGAUACCUAGUAUCGUUGUGGCAGAGGAGAGUACGCCGAUGUCGUCAAGUGCGAACAUCCCAUCAAUCUCAGUAGCCGGUCCCGACGAUGGGCCAAGAGGCUCGAUACCUUCGAUCAACAUCCCAUCGAUCAACAUUCCCACCAUCGCCGUGGAUGAAGCGCCCGGUGGUUCUAGUGUCCCAGCCAUUGUGACGCCAGGCGACAAGCCAUCUUCCGGCGCCCGUCCACUUCCUACCCCUCGGGCUACUGGCCCUCCUCGACGGGCUCAACGUCCAAGAGGUCAUUGGUCUCCCGCCCCUGGGGGCACGGCGCGCGUCAACGCCAUCUGCCAUGAGUGCGACUACCCUAUCGAAGGGAGAUUCGUAGCUCUGGCCGGUGGCUCCGAGCGAUUCCACCCUCAGUGCUUCAGCUGUUACUCGUGUGGCACGGGCCUGGAGGCAAUGGAGAUCAGCCCGGAGCCACUCAAGAUGCGCCACGAGCGACUCGAGCGCAUUCGCCGUCGCACUGCUGGCGAGGUUCUCGAUGAGAUACCUGGAAUGACCAUGGCUGAAGAUGGCGAUGAGCGCCUCCGUUUCUUUUGCCAUCUUGACUGGCACGAGUUGUUUGCGCCCCGUUGCAAGCACUGCCAUACGCCCAUCCUAGGUGAGCAUAUCGUAGCUCUCGGAGAGCACUGGCACUAUGGCCACUUCUUCUGCGCCGAAUGCGGCGACCCAUUUGAACACGGCAUGACGCACAUUGAGAAAGACGGCUAUGCCUGGUGUAUUAAUUGUCAGACCAGGCGCACCGAACGGCGGGCGCCCAAGUGUAAGAAAUGUAAGACGGCCGUCAUCGGGCAGUACAUCCAGGCACUAGGUGGUGAGUGGCACGAAGCCUGCUUCCGCUGCGCCGAGUGCCAGGGCGGUUUCGAUGACGGCCAAAUCUUCCCCAAGGAAGUUGACGGCAUGUUUGUGGUGCUGUGCACCGGUUGCCGAUCGAUGGAACUCAAGGCGUGA